This is a messenger RNA of Neoarius graeffei (lesser salmon catfish), 4512 nucleotides long. RefSeq names its product zinc finger protein 345-like. Lineage: Eukaryota; Metazoa; Chordata; Actinopteri; Siluriformes; Ariidae. The transcript has 6 exons. The record is from RefSeq and is a predicted model, not a curated record. Gene Ontology annotation, biological process: cellular developmental process; regulation of DNA-templated transcription. Gene Ontology annotation, molecular function: RNA polymerase II cis-regulatory region sequence-specific DNA binding; DNA-binding transcription repressor activity, RNA polymerase II-specific; histone methyltransferase activity. Bases 122 to 2572 code for a protein of 816 amino acids.
AACACUGGAGAAGAAAAAACCGCUGCUCGCCUGAACAGCUUUAGCCCCUUGGUUUAUAAAAAAUAAGAGCACGUUAUUGUGUCUGGCUCUGAGGAUUUAAAACCCUGAGGUGUGUGAAGACAUGAACACAGAGACAUCCAAAGAUGGAGGGACGUCAGAAGUCCGUGUGAAGAAAGAGGAGACGCUGGAGCUGAAUAUCUCCAACCAUGGAGACGACCUUGACAACCCACCUGAAUGUCUUUCCAUUAACAUGGAAGAUCAUGACAAUAAAGACCACCUCUACUGUGAAGUUUGCAAAUCCUUCUUCUUCAACAAAUGUGAGGUUCAUGGACCGCCCCUCUUCAUCUCAGAUACUCCUGUUCCCAUGGGAGUCUCUGACCGAGCCAGACGAACUCUUCCUCCUGGGCUAGAAAUCAAGAAGUCCAGUAUUCCUGACGCAGGCCUGGGAGUGUUUAAUAAGGGGGAGACGAUUCCAGUAGGUGCACACUUUGGACCCUACCAGGGAGAGCUGGUAAACCGAGAGGAAGCCAGGAAAAGUGGAGACUCCUGGGUUAUAUACAGGAGCAUGCAGUGUGAAAAAUACAUCGACACCAAAAGAGAGAUGCAUGUGAAUUGGAUGAGGUAUGUGAAUUGUGCCCAUAAUAAUAAAGAACAGAAUAUUGUGGCAUUUCAGUAUCAAGGGGGAAUUCUGUAUCGUUGCUGUCGACCCAUUAACCCAGGACAGGAGCUCUUGGUGUGGUAUGAAGAGGAGGGCACCAAAGAACUCAGUCCUGCACCUACAGGAACAACCAGACAGAAAGAAGUAAAGAACACUUUGCUGCAAGUCUUUUCCUGCUCCACAUGUCCUCGUUCCUGUGCAUCUCAAAUUUACCUUGACCAGCGCAUCCAGAGAUACCACGAUGAAGAGUCUGUGAGACUUCAGGAAUCAAGAGAGAUUAAAUAUGAACUUCAAAUCCCCUCCAAAUGCUCCAGUAGUCAGCCAACAUCAACUGAUGCUUUCAGUUCUGACACUUCUCAUAAUGAUGUAGAGAAGGAAAUUCACCACAGCUCAGACUGUGGAAAAAGUUUUGGUCAUCAGAAUGCACUCAGAUGGAACCAGUGCAGUCACAAAGGAGUAAAGCCACAUGACUGCUCACAGUGUGGGAAGAGUUUUACUGAACAGAGUGCUCUCCAACGACACCAGCACGUUAACACAGGAGAGAAGCCGUAUCACUGCUCACAGUGUGGGAAGAGUUUUACUCGUAAGAGUCAUCUCCAACAACACCAGCGCAUUCACACAGGAGAGAAGCCGUAUCACUGCUCACAGUGUGGGAAGAGUUUUACUAAUCAGACUGCUCUCCAAACACACCAGAGCAUUCACACAGGAGAGAAGCCGUAUCACUGCUCACAGUGUGGGAAGAGUUUUACUCAGCAGAGUACUCUCCAAAUACACCAGCGCAUUCACACAGGAGAGAAGCCGUAUCACUGCUCACAGUGUGGAAAGAGUUUUACUCAUCAGAGUCAUCUCCAAAUACACCAGCGCAUUCACACAGGAGAGAAGCCGUAUCACUGCUCACAGUGUGGGAAGAGUUUUACUCAGCAGAGUGCUCUCCAAAUACACCAGCGCAUUCACACAGGAGAGAAGCCGUAUCGCUGCUCACAGUGUGGGAAGAGUUUUACUCAUCAGAGUGCUCUCCAAAAACACCAGAGCAUUCACACAGGAGAGAAGCCGUAUCACUGCUCACAGUGUGGGAAGAGUUUUACUCAUCAAAGUGCUCUCCAAAUACACCAGCGCAUUCACACAGGAGAGAAACCGUAUCACUGCUCACAGUGUGGGAAGAGUUUUACUCAGCAGAGUACUCUCCAACAACACCAGCGCAUUCACACAGGAGAGAAGCCGUAUCACUGCUCACAGUGUGGAAAGAGUUUUACUCAUCAGAGAGAUCUCCAACGACACCAACGCAUUCAUACAGGAGAGAGGCCGUAUCACUGCUCACAGUGUGGGAAGAGUUUUACUCGUCAGAGUCAUCUCCAACGACACCAACGCAUUCACACAGGAGAGAAGCCGUAUCACUGCUCACAGUGUGGGAAGAGUUUUACUCAUCAGAGUGAUCUCCAACGACACCAGCGCAUUCACACAGGAGAGAAGCCGUAUCACUGCUCACAGUGUGGGAAGAGUUUUACUCAUCAGAGUGAUCUCCAAAAACACCAGCGCAUUCACACAGGAGAGAAGCCGUAUCACUGCUCACAGUGUGGAAAGAGUUUUACUUGUCAGAGUGAUCUCCAAAAACACCAGCGCAUUCACACAGGAGUGAAGCCAUAUCACUGCUCACAGUGUGAGAAGAGUUUUACUCAUCAGAGUGCUCUCCAAACACACCAGCGCAUUCACACAGGAGUGAAGCCGUAUCACUGCUCCCAGUGUGGGAAGAGUUUUACUCAGCAGAGUAAUCUCCAACUACACCAGCGCAUUCACACAGGAGAGAAGCCAUAUCACUGCUCACAGUGUGGGAAGAGUUUUACUUAUUCAGGUACAUUUAAAACCCACAAGUGCAAUAACUCCGAGACAUUGCAUGCUUUAAAGUUGUCAAAUUAAAUGGUUUUUAUUCAUGCUUUUGCUGAAAAUGUCCUGUACUUUGAUCCUAAUUGUUCAUAUUAAAGGACUACAUAUUUUAAAACAAUCUUAGUGAUUUUUAAACAAGACUGUUAAUGUUUUCUUUUGAUCUUAUGUAGUUAUUAAGUAGUCAUUAAUUACCACCAUAUAAAUAAUGAUUCAACUGUAACACUAUUAUCAGUGUAGUACUGUAGCAUGAGACUAAUUCUUCAUAGAAUUAUUACGGAGCAGGAGUUUAAUGUCCUAUGUUUAACGGAAAUGUGGAUCAAACCAAAUGAGUAUGUCGCAUUUAAAUGAAGCUAUAUGCUUCAUUCUCAGCUAUAUGUAUCAGCUUCGUCUAACUGGAAGUGGACAAGGCGUCAUAGUUAUUUGUUAUGAUAACGUAGACAUCAUACAAAAACCUGAACAAAAUUUCAAUAUGAUUGAAGUUCUUUAUAUUAACAUACAUAGCAAAAAAAUAAGUCUACCCAGUCAGUUCAGCUAAUUAUUUACAGAUCUGUGGUCUGUGUUCUGAAUUUCUUUCUGAAUUUGCGGAUUUCAUCUCAAACUGGUUGUUUCUUUGGACAAAAAAUUAAUUAUUGUCGACUUUAAUAUUCACUUCAUGUUAGGUUUUAUUCCUUUGUAGGAUAGAUUCUGUUCGGUUGAAAUGGCCUUCUGUCUCAGCUAGACAUUGUUUAAGAACAUUUUGCUUGUUUUGAUGUGGGAUGUGUAUUGUUGAUCAGAGAUGUGUCUGGAUAGCGCCAAGGUCUGCAAUGAUGUCAGACCCACUCACACACACUCGCAGCUGCAUAGCCAACGUGUAUUUGGGAUUAAAAGUUAAAUUUAAAGCCAUGAUAUAAGUUAGUUUUAUAGCUAGGAUUGUGAUUUUAAGAUUGGUAGAGUUAACCAGUUUCUUUAAUGUUGAAUCUGAAGUUGAAAUGAUUGAAUGUUGGAUUUAAUGUUAGUUUUAAAGCUGCAUUAAGUGAUUCAUGUUAGUUUUAUAGUUUUAAGUUAGUUUUAUAAUUACAGAAUAUAAUUUAGGAUUGUUAAGACUUUGAUUCGAAUGUUAACUUUGAGUUUAAUCCUGAAUCCUGUUUGACCUUCCUCCGGUGAAGUAGCAUUUCUUUGUUUUUGCCAGACAUAUUCUUAUUUUUUCUUAUGUUUCGUAUGACUUUCUUUGUUUAAGUUUAUUCUUAUUUUUGUUUAUUUUCUUCUAACAUAUCUUUGUUUAAAAUUGUUAGACAUAUUCUUAUUUAUUUUGCUUAUGAUUGUCUUACUACAUAUUGAUGAAAUCAAGAUGUAAUUUGCUGACUUAGCACAAGACACAUUCAUGUGUUAAGAAUUUAUGAUUUUAAUAUUUUAGCUUUUCAUCCUUUAGCUUUUAGAUCCUUUAAACUAUUUCUGUUUAACUUGGUAUUAAUUUCUGAUGUAUUUGACCUUCUUUGACUAGACUUCGUAGACUAGAUAUAUUAUCUGUGUUUAAAAAUUCCAUCACCAUCUUAAGUACAUAUUGCCCUAUGUUAUAUCUGACCUGAAGGGGUGUAUGUACGCAAUGACCUUUAAAAUCUGUUUGUACCUUGCUAUCAUGUCAUAUCAUCAGAAAUAUGUCAUUAUGUUAUGCUUGAUUCAAGAUUUAUCCACACACUGAUGUAACCUGCCCCAGAUCAAGGUCCCCUCAAUUGCACGCAAUUGAGGAGACAAACAUAGCUGAUUUCAUAGUCUGACAUCCUACACACAGACAUUUCUACGCCACAUUCCUACACGUAACUAACACACACACACACACACACAUAUACAUUACACAUACAUACACACACACAACAUACACAUAUUUACGUACAUGUAGACAAAACAUAAGCAGAGAUAAAUGGAUGCUAUAAAAUGUUUUCAAAAAUGCUUUCAUUUCGACGAAGGAACUGUGAAUAAACUGGCUAUGAAACCUA